This is a messenger RNA of Oryctolagus cuniculus (rabbit), 2500 nucleotides long. RefSeq names its product ectonucleoside triphosphate diphosphohydrolase 6 (gene ENTPD6). The record is from RefSeq and is a predicted model, not a curated record. NCBI's taxonomy places the organism in Eukaryota, Metazoa, Chordata, Mammalia, Lagomorpha, Leporidae. Gene Ontology annotation, cellular component: Golgi apparatus. Gene Ontology annotation, molecular function: hydrolase activity.
AGCCCCGCCUCUCUGGUGACGCGACCGCGCGCGUGGGCGGGACCGAGCUCCCGGGCUCUGCGGGUCUCUGAGGCCGCGGUGACGCCGGCGGGGACCGGAGAACCGGCGUCGCGUCUGUGGGCCGCCUGCUGCCGGGGCGCCGCGGACUUGCGUGGGUGGAGCACACGGGAAAGUGAAGUGAUCAAGCGCCUUCAACUUGGAGACCAAAGCCGGGGACUGCUGUCUGCGCCACCACUGCCAGCGGUGCAGCCUCAGCAGCUGCAGCACGGCGCCGGGCAGCCUGAGAAAUGAGAAAAAUACCAAAUCAUGGGACACUGCGGAUGACCAAGGUGAUAUACCCGCUGGGGCUGUGUGUGGGCCUGUUCAUCUACGUUGCCUAUGUCAAGUGGCACCGGGCCUCCGCCACCCAGGCCUUCUUCAGCAUCUCCGGCAUGGCUCUGGGCGCCCAGGGAGGCCCGCAGGCCCAUAGCCCCCAGGAGACAGCGCCACGUGGUCUCGAGGUCUUCUACGGGAUCAUGUUUGACGCAGGCAGCACCGGCACCCGUGUCCACGUCUUCCAGUUUGCACGCCUGCCUGGAGAAACUCCCACCUUGACCCACGAAACCUUCAAAGCACUGAAGCCAGGUCUUUCUGCUUACGCUGAUGACGUGGAAAAGAGUGCUCAGGGAAUCCAGGAGCUGCUGGAUGUUGCCAAGCAGGACAUCCCAUUUGACUUCUGGAAGGCCACCCCACUGGUGCUCAAGGCUACCGCUGGCCUGCGCCUGCUGCCAGGAGCAAAAGCCCAGAAGCUGCUGCAGAAGGUGGAAGAGGUGUUCAAGGCGUCGCCUUUCCUGGUGGGAGAUGACUGUGUCUCUAUCAUGAACGGGACAGACGAAGGUGUUUCGGCGUGGAUCACUGUCAACUUCCUGACAGGCAGUCUGAAGACCCCGGGCAGGAGCAGCGUGGGCAUGCUGGAUUUGGGCGGAGGGUCUACUCAGAUCACCUUCCUGCCCAGUGUGGAGGGCACUCUGCAGAGCUCCCCUCCUGGCCACCUGACCGCCCUGCAGAUGUUCAACAGGACCUACAGGCUCUACUCCUACAGCUACCUAGGGCUUGGACUCAUGUCGGCACGGCUGGCGAUCUUGGGCGGCGUGGAAGGGGAGCCUGCUAAGGAUGGAGAGGAAUUGCUCAGUCCCUGUCUGCCACCCAACUUCAGAGGGGAGUGGGAGCACGCUGAGAUCACCUACCGGAUUGCGGGCCAGGAGGCAGCAAGCCUGUACGAGACGUGUGCCCGCAGAGUGGCCGGAGUCCUGCGGGACAGGGUGCACCACACCGAGGAGGUAAAGCGCGUGGAGUUCUACGCCUUCUCCUACUACUACGACCUCGCAGCCAGUGUCGGCCUCAUCGAUGCUGAGAAAGGAGGCAGCCUCGUGGUGGGAGACUUUGAGACUGCAGCCAAGUACGUGUGCCGGACCCUGGAGACGCAGCCACACAGCAGCCCCUUCGUGUGCAUGGACCUCACCUACAUCAGCUUGCUGCUGCAGGAGUUCGGCUUUCCCAGGAACAAAGUGCUGAAGCUGACUCGGAAGAUCGACAACGUGGAGACCAGCUGGGCCCUGGGGGCCAUUUUCCAUUACAUCGACUCCCUGAACAGACAGAGGAGUCCCGCCUCAUAGCAGCUGAGCCUCCUGGCCCGCCCCCAGCCAGCAUUCCCAGCACCUGUCCGAGGUCCCCUGCCCUCCUGGAGGUGAUUUCAUCCUUGAGGAAUCAUAGCUCGGGCCACAGCCCCUCCUCCCUGCAGCCCUGGGCAGCCUCGGGACUCUGAGGGCCUGGCACCAGCAAGGCCCACACCAGCUGGCCUUGUGUGGAAGCCGGGGCCAGGGCUGGAACCCAGGCCCUGCUGGAGCCUCCCUCCUGCCUCGGCUCCAGGAGGUUGGUGAGCCCAAGGAGGCAGAGGGUGUGCACUGAGGCAGGAGAUGCAGCCUGUGUUCAUCUUGUGUCCCGGCCCCUGCUGUUUCCUCCCCAGAACAGAAGUGGGGAGUUGUCAGGGCCAGUGUGGUGCCCAUGGGCAUGGUGGGGCCUGGGCUUGAGGCAGGUCCUGCUUGCUCUGGAGGGAGCUGGGUGGUGGCGGUGCCAGGAAGUCCCCCAGAGGUGCAAACCCUCGGAUAGUUUGGGGUUAAGUGGUGGAGCGGACUCUGAGCUGCUGUAAACGCACCCGCUGCUGUGCAGCUGGGGUGCGGGGUGUCUGUGUGGGAACUGUCUGAGCCCCUUUCCUGCACACCAACCCUGUCCUGGUGAAUGUGUUGCUGCCGUGAGCCAUUGGCAGCCAGCAGGGACAGGCCCGGGCCACGACCGCCAGAACCACAGCAUCUCGGGCCACUAUCCAGCCUUUGUGGGCAGUGUGAGCUCGGACGUGGUGUGGGUCCCUGUGCCUGUCUCCUGCUGUCCCCUCAGUGACUGUACAAUGCACAAAAUAAGCUGAAUCUCAUGAGUCUGCUCAAAAUAAAAGGUUUACAAGGUC